UCGCGUCUCAACCUCCCCGAUAGUGGAAUUCAUGCAUAACGUACAGUACUUUCCUCUGAAUUCAAACUUUAAAAUAGUCUAAAUUGACCCGUGACCUGACGCAAAACUGCCUACCGUGCACUGUAACCGCUACUUCAAGCUUCUUUGGCCGUAAUUGAUGAAAUUACUUAUUACUGGCUUGCGUUUGAAAUAGAUACAUUUCUACUUCGCUGAGGUCACCGUUCCAAUCUCGGGUUUAGCCCGCUGCCCGCCCUGCUUGUUCCCAUUUCCAAGCACUUUGAAGUGAAUGCAAGGUGGAGGCUACCUUGACGGUGAAGGCUGCUGUGCGGCUCGGAAAGAAGUUGUGACAGUUUGGCUUUUAACUUUCACUCCACGUCAUGGCAGGUCCGGAGCUUUACACCAAGCAUGCCCGUGUAUGGCUCCCGGAUGCCGUGGAAGUGUGGAAAUCAGCAAAGCUACUCAAAGAUUAUGCUCCUGGCAACCAGACGUUAUUUCUCCUGCUAGAUGAUGGCACUGAGGUGGAAUAUAAAAUAGACCCCCGAACAAACAACCUUCCACCACUGAGGAACCCCAACAUCCUGGUGGGGGAAAAUGACCUCACGGCUCUCAGCUACCUCAAUGAACCAGCCGUCUUACAUAAUAUCAAAGUGCGCUUCAUCGACUCCAAGUUGAUCUACACGUACUGUGGCAUUGUUCUUGUUGCCGUCAAUCCAUAUGAGAGUCUGCCCAUCUAUGAAGCUGACAUCAUCCACGCCUACCGUGGGCAAGACAUGGCCGACAUGGACCCCCACAUAUUUGCAGUGGCCGAGGAAGCGUAUAAGCAGAUGGCCAGCGAUCAACAGAACCAGUCCAUAAUAGUGAGUGGUGAGUCAGGAGCAGGCAAAACCGUCUCUGCUAAGUUUGCCAUGCGUUACUUUGCUACGGUCAGCGGCUCCUCCGGUGAGGCGGAUAUCGAGGAGAGAGUGUUGGCCUCCAAUCCCAUCAUGGAGGCUCUUGGGAACGCCAAAACGACGAGGAAUGACAACAGCAGUCGCUUUGGGAAGUACAUUGAGAUCGGGUUUGAUAAAAAGCAACGCAUCAUUGGGGCUCACAUGAGGACGUAUUUACUGGAAAAAUCAAGAGUUGUUUUUCAGGCUUAUGGAGAAAGGAACUAUCAUAUAUUUUAUCAACUUUGUGCCUCCUCACAUUUACCAGAAUUUAAAAACUUCAAAUUAGGUGAUGCCGAUGAUUUCCACUACACUAACCAGGGUCACAAUCCAGUCAUUGAUGGAGUGGAUGAUGUCAAAGAUUUGUGCAACACAAGGAGAGCUUUUUCACUAUUAGGAAUCGGUGAAAGCCAUCAGAUGGAAAUUUACCAGAUUCUGGCAGCUAUUCUUCAUCUCAGCAAUGUGGAGGUGAUCGACCAUUCAGGGGACAGAAGCAGCAUUUCGACAAACGAUUUCCACUUGCUGGUGUUCUGCGAGUUGAUGGACGUGCCCCGUGAUGAAAUGGCCCGCUGGCUCUGCCACAGAAAACUCCAAACGACCACGGAAACGUACGUCAAGGGCCUCUCCAAGAGCAAUGCGGUCAACGGCCGAGACGCCCUCGCCAAGCACAUUUAUGCUCGACUCUUCAGCUGGGUUGUUGGCUGUAUAAAUAAUGUGCUCAAAUCGGCAAUUAAGCAACACUCGUUCAUUGGCGUUCUGGACAUUUAUGGGUUUGAAACAUUUGACACCAAUAGCUUUGAACAAUUUUGUAUCAACUAUGCCAAUGAGAAGCUCCAGCAGCAAUUCAACCUGCAUGUCUUCAAACUGGAGCAAGAAGAGUACAUGAAAGAAGAGAUUCCAUGGACACUGAUUGAUUUCUAUGACAACCAGCCAUGCAUCAAUCUCAUCGAGGCAAAAUUGGGUAUCCUGGACCUUCUGGAUGAGGAGUGCAAAAUGCCGAAAGGUUCUGACGGUACCUGGUGUCAGAAAAUGUACAACAACCUGUUGAAGCAGAACGCUCACUUUGAAAAACCGAGGCUGUCAAACAGUGCCUUUAUUGUCCACCACUUUGCAGAUCAGGUGGAAUACCAGUGUGAUGGUUUCUUGGAGAAAAACAAGGACACAGUCAAUGAGGAGCAAAUAUGCGUGUUGCAAAAGAGUAAGUUUGAAUUUUUGCUGAAGCUGUUUGUGGGAAAUGACAAGGCAACGAGUUACACCAACAGACCCGCUAGCAGCACAAAGAGAUCGGGUCAGUCGCAGAGAGGUAACAAGAAGACUGUUGGACUGCAGUUUCGACAGUCUCUACAUUUGCUGAUGGAUACUCUUAAUGCAACGACUCCUCACUACGUACGCUGCAUUAAACCAAACGACCAAAAAGUGCCGUUCAGCUUGGACCCGUUGAGGGCAGUGCAGCAACUGCGAGCAUGCGGCAUCCUGGAAACGAUCCGAAUCUCGGCAGCUGGAUUCCCAUCCAAAUGGACCUAUCAGGAAUUCUUCUGUCGUUACCGGGUCCUUAUGAAGCAGAAGGAUGUGCUUCCUGAUGUAAAACAGACGUGCCAAAAUCUGCUCAAAAAGCUUAUCCAGGACGAGAACCUGUAUCAGUUUGGUAAAAACAAGAUCUUCUUCAGAGCCGGCCAGGUGGCCUACUUUGAAAAAUUACGUUCCGAGCGGCUCCGAAGGGCUUGCGUCAGCAUCCAGAAGACCAUCCGCUGUUGGCUGGCCCGUAAGAAAUACCUGAGGAUGAAGCAGUCUGCCGUCACCGUUCAAAGAUACGUGCGGGGUCACCAGGCACGCCGUUAUGUACGUUUUCUGCGGAGAACAAAAGCAGCCGUCGCCAUUCAACGUAAUGUUCGAAUGUGGGCGGCCAGAAGACGCUACCAAAAGCUACGAUCUGCAUCUAUUGCCAUUCAAUGUUUCUUCAGGGCGUAUGCAGCCAGAAAGAUGUACUAUAAGAUUUUGUAUGAGGAAAAAGCUUUGGUCAUCCAAAAGUGGGUAAAAGGUUGGUUGGCCAGGCAACGUUAUCGACGUGCCCGGGCACACAUCAUCCUACUGCAGUGCUGCGUACGUCGUAUACUGGCCAAACGGGAAUUAAAGAAGCUGAAAGUUGAGGCGCGCUCUAUGGAGCAUCUCAAGAAUCUCAAUGUUGGCAUGGAGAACAAAAUUAUGCAGUUGCAACACAAGCUAGACGAGCAGCACAAAGACGUCAGGGAGCUCAGCGAGAGGCUGAAUGCCGCGGCCAAGAUCCAUGAUAUGGAGAGAGAGCGACACUGCAAAGAGAUAGAAAGUCUUCAGAGGUCCGAGCAGAAGGCCAAAGCCAAGACAGAAAGGCUCCCUUCACUUAUGGAGCAGCUCUCCUUUCUUCAGCGGGAGCUGGAGAACACCCGUGGUGAGAAAGAAGUCUUGGAAGAGCAGAACGACGUCUACAAGGAGCAGACACAACAGGUGGUAGAGGAGCUAAACAUGAAGAAUGGCUUGCUGAAUGAUGAAAAGGAAAAUCUUAACCAGGUCAUCCUGGAACAAAAACAACAGUUAACAGAGGUUAAAAGCCAAGUGGAAAACACUGAAAAACUACAGGAAGAGUUAGCGGAAGAGCGCGCCCGGUACCAAAGCCUACUGAGUGAACACCUGCACCUACGUGAGCUGCAUAAAGACCUGAAGGAGGAACUGCAACGUAGGCUGAGUCCAUGCAAGAGGACAGAAUACACAAGCAACUUGCCUAAAUGUAAUCCAAUGAUUGGCUCUACUGCUGGACAGGACAGCUCAAUGGACAAAGAGGAUGAGACCCCCUCCAAUGUCGACCUGCCGCUCAUUCUCAAGCUCCAGAGAAGAGUGAGAGAACUUGAGCGGGACAAACAAUCGCUACAGCGGCACCUAGAUGAGAAGGAAGCCCAAGAGGAAGAAGCCAAGGAUGUGGAGGAGGAGCUCACUGUUGGUAGAGCAGAAUUGGAUUUGGAAUCGCUUAAGCGCCAAGAGCUAGAGUCUGAGAAUAAGAAGUUGAAGCAGGACUUGAGUGAACUGCGCAAGUCUUUAACCAGUGAGAACAGCGAAAUGCUACCCCCUGCUGUCGGCUCCACGACAUACAACGUGCUGCUGGAGCAACUCGACUCUUCCAACGAGGAGUUGAAAUUGCGAAAAGAGGAAGUGCUUCUUCUCCAGUCACACAUAGUCCGCCAAGAGGCUAUGAAAUACAAGGACUCUGCACUCGGAGAGGGUGUGAAUUUAAACCUUAGUGAGGUUCCUUUAUUCCAAGAUACUGACAGGCCCACUGACAUCCAUACGUUGAAUGAGGACGGAGAGCUGUGGCUGGCUUACGAGGGCUUAAAGGAGACCAACAGGGUUCUGGAGUGCCAAAUGCAGAAGCUGGAAAGGCAGCACGGUGAGAGGUAUGAGAAACUGUUGGAGGAGGUGAACACGCUCAAGCAAGAAAAAGAGCAGCAGCAGAAGCUGUUGGCUCAAACUUUGCUGCUCCCUGAAGAUGCUCGUAUUGAAGCGGGCCUGGAGCUUGAAAUUACUCGGCUCACGCUGGAAAAUCUGGAGCUCAUGGAGCAACAGGACAAACAAGACAAAACUAUUGUCAAUCUGAAAAAAGACCUUCAGCUGUACAAGAGCAGAGUAGAAGAGUUUCAAGCUCAACAAAGAAAAGCAUCCAUUUCGACGAAUUCUCCUGCCGAAGCAGUGAGCAUACCUCGCAAGGAGAGAGAGUACCAGGGAAUGUUGGAGUACAAAGAGGGUGAAGAGGGCCGCCUCGUUAAAAGUCUGGUUUUAGACCUGAAGGCCCGUGGCGUCGCUGUCAACUUCCUUCCUGGCCUUCCUGCUUAUAUCAUCUUCAUGUGUCUGCGAUACGCUGACAGAGUUAACGAUGAUCAGCGAGUCAGCACGUUGCUCAAUUCUGUGCUCUGCAGCGUCAAAGGAGUCAUUAAGCGAAGAGGAAAAGAUUUUGACGUCUCGUCUUUCUGGUUAUCCAACAUGAGUCGACUACUUAACUGUCUGAAGCAAUAUAGUGGAGAUGAUACGUUUAAGAAGCACAACACAGCGAAACAGAACGAGCAUUGCCUGACCAACUUUGAGCUGACAGAGUAUCAGAAUGUUUUUGCCGACCUCGCCGUUCAAAUUUACCGUCGGCUUAUUGAAAGCAUGGAAGACACCCUACAGCCCCUCAUAGUUUCUAGCAUGUUGGAGCACGAGACAAUCCAGGGGGUUCUGGGCUCCAAACCGACAGGUCUGAGGAAAAAGAGCUCGGGUUCCCCAGAGGAUGACUCGGUGACGGUGGAAGUCCUCCUGCAGCAACUUGGGCUCUGGCACGCCACCAUGAUCAAGCAUGGGAUGGACUCUGGCCUCAUUAAACAAGUAGUCCGGCAGCAGUUCCACUUGAUAUGUGCUGUCACUCUGAACCACCUGCUGCUCAGGAAGGACAUGUGCUCAUGGAGUAAAGGGCUUCAGAUCAGGUACAAUGUGUGGCAGUUGGAGGAGUGGCUGGCGGAGAGGGAGCCGGCCGACUGCGGUGCCAAAGAAAUGUUGGAGCCUCUCGUACAGGCCGCGCAGCUGCUGCAGGUCAACAAGAAGACUGAGGCAGACGCUCAGGCAAUCUGCAACAUGUGCACGGGCCUCACCACCGCACAGAUUGUUAAAGUGUUGACGCUCUACACGCCAGUGAUUGAGUUUGAAGAGCGCGUGACAACCACAUUCAUCGCAACCAUUAGAGACAUCUUGAAAGACAGAGAGGAAUCGUCCACACUGAUGAUGGAUGCCAAGAAAGUCUUUUCUGUAACACUUUCCUUCUCGCCCUCCACUGUGGCGCUGGAGACCAUUCAGAUCCCUAUUAGCUUAAAACUGGACUUCCUCAACCGCAUCUAAAAACAGCUUUUGACAGACACAGUAUUUGCUGUGGUUUUCAUCAUAGUUUGUAUCUAACUUUUGUAUUCACGUGACAAUAAAAUAAAUAAUAUAAACAUAUAGAAAGGCUAUAGAGUUUAAUAUAAAAACACUAUUUUUGGAAAUGCAGGGGACUUAAAAGUAUGUUUAGUGGCGCAAGAGGAAUAAUAUAAUAAACUAUGGAUGUAUGAUUUUGUAAAGGAAGGAAAGUGAAAUAUAAUUGAAAUGUUGAAUAUGACAGAAUUGUUCAAUACAUUAAAAAAAAGAUAUAUUUUUAAGAGAGUCUUGACAUUCUGAUUUGUUCUCAUGCGGUGUUAUUUUUGUUUGUCAUUACAAACAUAACUUUAAAAGUCAUAAAAUCAACUCGCUUUCAUCCAGGAAAUGAACACGAUGAAUGUAAUCAGACAGGUCUGUGCACUCCAAAACUCAUCUGCUUGUCUGCUGCCAGACAUGAAAAAGAUUGAAAAACUUA
Syngnathus acus (greater pipefish) is the source of this 6309-nucleotide messenger RNA. RefSeq names its product unconventional myosin-Va-like. The transcript is spliced from 40 exons. Gene Ontology annotation, biological process: vesicle transport along actin filament; actin filament organization. Gene Ontology annotation, molecular function: ATP binding; microfilament motor activity; actin filament binding. Gene Ontology annotation, cellular component: myosin complex; vesicle; actin cytoskeleton. NCBI's taxonomy places the organism in Eukaryota, Metazoa, Chordata, Actinopteri, Syngnathiformes, Syngnathidae. The record is from RefSeq and is a predicted model, not a curated record. Bases 378 to 5819 code for a protein of 1813 amino acids.